UGUCGGCGGUCGGCGUCGUGCGUGCGUUGCGUUACCGUAGUCAUACCGUAGUUGUAUUGGUUGCGUUGAAUCCCGUCCGCGCUGGGUUCGACAUGGAGACUAUUUUGGAGCAGCAGCGCCGCUAUCAUGAAGAAAGAGAGCGCCUAAUCGAUGCCCAGGCAAAGGAAAUGCUUCACAGAAAGUCCACAAACAGGGAACAGAUAAAUUCUGACCACCGUCUAAAGAUGCUGCUUGAUAGAUAUAUGGAAUGCACGGCGAACCUGAAGGAGCUUUAUGAAGAUAAAGAUGGGCUUCGGAAAGAAGAAAUAGCAGCUCUCUCUGGGCCGAAUGAGUUCGCCGAAUUUUACUCCAGGCUCAGGACUAUUAAGGAAUUCCACAGGAAACAUCCAAAUGAGAUACAAGUACCGAUGUCUGUGGAGUUUGACGAGCUGAACAAGGCAAGGGAAAACCCGUCAGAAGAAAUGAUGAAUCUUGUGGACUUCACAGACGAGGAAGGAUACGGCAAGUACCUUGACCUUCAUGAAUGCUAUGAAAAGUAUGUCAAUCUCAAAGGCAUUGAGAAAGUGGACUAUCUCUCAUACCUCUCAUCAUUCGACCAAUUGUUCGAUAUUCCAAAGGACAAGAAGAACUCGGAGUACAAAAAGUAUCUUGACUGCCUCCUCGAUUAUCUGCAAGACUAUGCACUUCGAGUGAAGCCUCUCCUUGACAUUAACCAGGAAAUGGAAAAUGUGAUGAAUGACUUUGAGAAGCAGUGGGAAGCAGGAACUUUUCCAGGAUGGCAGAAAGAAGCAGGCAGUGCGUUAGCACAUGCUGGAGCCCACUUGGACCUUUCUGCAUUCUCUUCUUGGGAGGAGUUGGCUUCCCUUGGUUUGGACCGACUGAAAUCGGCGCUAAUGGCAUUGGGAUUGAAAUGUGGAGGCACACUGGAGGAGCGUGCCCAGCGUCUCUUUAACUCCAAGGGCAAACAGAUCAGCGAGCUGGACCCUUCCCUCUUUGCCAAGUCGAAGCCAGGCCGCAACAAGGACUCCGAGAAGCAGAAGGAGAUUGCAACCCUCGAGGCACAACUGUACCGCUUUGCAGAGAUCUUGUCGGAACAGAGACAAGCAACCAAAGAAAAUGUGCAGCGCAAACAGGCCCGUACAGUUGGAGAGCGCGAGGAGUCUGACAAUGAGAUCAGUGAGAGUGAGUCCGAAGACGAGGACAAUGAUGUCAUCUACAAUCCUAAAAACCUGCCACUUGGCUGGGAUGGAAAGCCCAUCCCUUAUUGGCUGUACAAGUUACAUGGUUUGAACAUCAGCUACACUUGCGAGAUCUGUGGCAAUUUCAUCUACCGAGGACCUAAGGCUUUCCAGAGGCACUUUGCUGAAUGGCGCCAUGCUCAUGGUAUGCGAUGCCUGGGGAUCCCAAACACGGCUCACUUUGCUAACGUGACACAGAUUGAGGAUGCACUUACCUUGUGGAACAAGCUAAAAGAUGAGAAGUCAAAAGAGAGGUUUCAGGCAAGCACAGAGGAGGAAUAUGAGGACACACAAGGCAAUGUCGUCAACAAGAAGACAUUCGAGGACCUGAAACGCCAAGGGCUGUUGUGAGGUUGACUGUUCUUCUCUGGUUGAAAAAAAGACUCGUUUACUCACGCAUUAUCAUCGUCUUGUUUGCGAAUCAUGUUCAAUGACAGAUUAAAAAUGGUCAG
Rhipicephalus sanguineus (brown dog tick) is the source of this 1690-nucleotide messenger RNA. RefSeq names its product splicing factor 3A subunit 3 (gene noi). Gene Ontology annotation, molecular function: RNA binding; zinc ion binding. The record is from RefSeq and is a predicted model, not a curated record. Gene Ontology annotation, biological process: mRNA splicing, via spliceosome. The coding region runs from base 93 to 1589 and encodes 498 amino acids. NCBI's taxonomy places the organism in Eukaryota, Metazoa, Arthropoda, Arachnida, Ixodida, Ixodidae. The transcript is spliced from 17 exons. Gene Ontology annotation, cellular component: nucleus; spliceosomal complex.